CGGUCCUUGGCGACUCCACGCCACUCGGCGGCGCUAACGCACCAUCUCCUUCACAAGGCGCGAGGAAAUAUCAAGACGAAGGAGAGCGCCGACAGCAGACUGAACACUGCAGUACAUGCGACCGUACAACAGCCCCUCAGCCUCUGUUCAUUUUUCCCCCCUCUCCAACGCCAGCGACGACGCGGAGGAAAACAGUCACCUUUUGUUUUGAAGUGAAGUGGCCGAAAGAUCCCAACGUAUCCGGAAACCUGAACUUUCUGUUGCGACACGAACCCAGGCACGGCGUGUGGUGUUUUUAGACAGCAAAGGAUUGGCCAAUAAAAGAGCUUUCCCCUCGACUACUCAGUGAAACGCACUGGAGCUUUUAGCUUACAGCAGUGGUCCCUGAACGUCUGCUGGCAGGUCUUAUUUUGCGGAUAAAGGUUUUCUUGGAUCACAGACUUCACAACAGAGCUAAAGGUGCAGCGGGGGCGAGGCUGCUCUCAGGUCAGAACAAACCUGCGGCCAUGGAUGUGGAUGAGGAGGAGAAUAUGAGUUCGAGCAGCACCGAUGUUAAGGAAAACCGAAACCUGGACAACGUGUCCUGCAAAGACGGGAUGGGAGUAGCUGAACAGCUCCCCAAUGGAAGCGGCCUGGGCAGUCGCAAGCGCCCCUUAGAGGAGGGAAGCAAUGGGCACACACACUCCAAGUUCCGGGCCAAGAAGCGCAAGAAAACGCCUGGUCCGGUCCUGCCCAAGAACGCUCUGAUGCAGUUGAACGAAAUCAAACCGGGUCUGCAGUACAAACUGCUGUCUCAGACGGGACCAGUCCAUGCACCGGUUUUUGUCAUGACAGUGGAGGUCAAUGGACAGAUGUUCGAGGGCAUGGGCCCGACUAAGAAGAAGGCGAAACUUAAUGCAGCGGAGAAAGCGCUGCGUUCCUUCGUCCAGUUCCCCAAUGCCUCCGAGGCGCACCUGGCCAUGGGUCGGACGCUGACAGUGAACACAGACUUUACAUCUGACCAAGCUGACUUCCCAGACAUGCUCUUCAAUGGCUUCGAGACCCCAGCCGCACCUGAAGAAUCCUUCUACCUAGGCUCCAAUGGUACCAGCUCCUUAAACUCACUAGGGGAGUACCCGCUCCCCACACCGCCUGGCAGCAACCUCGUCCAGGCCCCAUUGCCCCCUCCGUCGACAUUCAGCUCGCCCUCCAGUGGCAAAAACCCAGUCAUGAUCCUCAAUGAGCUCAGGCCAGGUCUCAAAUAUGACUUUGUCUCAGAGAGCGGCGAGAGCCACGCAAAGAAUUUUGUGAUGUCAGUAACGGUGGACGCACAGACGUUUGAAGGCUCAGGGCGCAACAAGAAGCUGGCCAAAGCCCGGGCAGCGCAGGCGGCGCUUUCAGCUCUCUUCAACAUGCAGCUCGACCAGACACCAUCCCGGCAACCCAUACCAAGCGAGGGAUUGCAGCUUCACCUACCCCAGGUUCUGGCUGAUGCAGUUUCACGCCUGGUGGUGGAUAAGUUCAGUGAGCUGACAGAAAACUUCACCUCCCCCCAUGCACGACGGAAAGUCCUAGCAGGAGUCGUUAUGACAACAGGGACAGAUGUGAAGGAAGCACAGGUAAUUUGCGUCUCCACGGGAACCAAAUGCAUCAACGGCGAGUACAUGAGCGACCGCGGCCUGGCACUCAACGACUGCCACGCUGAGAUAAUCGCCCGACGCUCACUCAUCAGGUACCUCUACACCCAGCUGGAGUGCUUCCUCAGCAAGGAGGACCACCAGAAGUCGAUAUUCGUGGCGUGUGACAAGGGAGGCUACAGGUUAAAGGAAAACGUUCAGUUCCACCUCUACAUCAGCACCUCGCCCUGCGGAGAUGCCCGGAUCUUCUCCCCCCACGAGGCCGGAGUCGAAGACCAAGGAGACAGACAUCCCAACCGGAAAGCACGGGGCCAGUUGAGGACCAAAAUAGAGUCGGGGGAGGGCACCAUCCCUGUGAGGUCCAGCAACACCAUCCAGACCUGGGACGGGGUUCUGCAGGGGGAGAGGUUACUCACCAUGUCCUGCAGUGACAAGAUCGCAAGGUGGAAUGUGGUGGGCAUCCAGGGCUCUUUGAUGAGCUACUUCACAGAGCCAAUCUAUUUCUCCAGCAUCAUCCUUGGCAGCCUUUACCAUGCCGACCACCUCUCCAGGGCCAUGUACCAGCGCAUCGCAGAUAUCGAGGACCUGCCCCAGCAGUUCACUCUCAACAGGCCUCUACUCAGUGGUAUUAGUAAUGCAGAGGCCAGGCAGCCAGGCAAGGCGCCCAACUUCAGCGUGAACUGGACGGUGGGGGAUCUGGCCCUGGAGGUGAUCAAUGCGACUACAGGCAAGGACGACAUGGGCCGCGCUUCACGUCUCUGCAAGCACGCCCUCUACAGCCGCUGGGUGCGCCUACACUCCAAGCUGUCCUCCAUCUUGUGGGUCAAGGUGCUGAAGCCCAGCUCCUACCACGAUGCCAAGCAGGCGGCCACAGAGUACCACUCUGCCAAGCAGGUGCUCAUCAAGGCCUUCCACAAGGCCGGCCUGGGGGCCUGGGUCAAGAAGCCCAGUGAGCAAGACCAGUUCACCCUCUGCUCCUGAGGGAGUCUAGGGACCAAGGGAUUCCUAAACCCCCACACACACACACACACACACACACACACACACACACACACACACACACACACACACACACACACACACACACACACACACACACACACACACACACACACACUCCUUCUGCCCCUGACCCAGGCCUAAAAGCAAGAGAGCCCCCUAUUAAAGAACCAGCCCACAGAGACACUUACCUCCGUCCCAUGUGUUGGCACGUUCUGCACUGUGGAAAUAAACGUGCUUAGUUAUUCACAAACCAUCCAUAGCUUAUCAUUCCUCAGAGGACCUCGGCCUCGCCAUGUCUUUUCUCAUCAUUAUGAUUUUUGUCCUUUUAUUUGUUUUUAAUGGAUGGUGUGAUUUUUCAUCUGCUUGUUUUGUGUUUUAAAACUGGAAUCCAUGUUUUUAUGCCGUAGAUGUUGGAGUUGAAAUUAUGCAGUUUUUAAUCUAUUUCUUGGAUCAACGAGUGUAGCGAGUUUAAGGUGAAAUGUAGCCUAUAAGACACAGGGGAGGGAAGAAAAAAAAAACAAUGUGUAUGGACCUGGGGAAAAAAAGGAAAAAAGAAUGACUAUGACAAAGUUAUUUUAAAGAUGCGUAUAUUUUCAGGAUGUAAAUCUCGUGCUGAAAGGAAAGAGAACCUCAGAUCUAUAACAUUUUAAUGUGUGUCAUUUGGUCCGUUCCUUAGAUGAGACUACGUGUUCUUAGACCCUGUAUUAAAGAUGAAAAUGUUCCAAAAUAUUGUGGCCCUGUUUGAUUCACUGACUGGAAAGAACAAUACAGGCCAGAUUUCAUGAUUUAAGUACAUUUUUGUUCAGUUUUUAUGUCUCGUUCAUUAAU
Anoplopoma fimbria (sablefish) is the source of this 3446-nucleotide messenger RNA. RefSeq names its product adenosine deaminase RNA specific B1b (gene adarb1b). Gene Ontology annotation, biological process: RNA processing; adenosine to inosine editing. The transcript has 13 exons. The record is from RefSeq and is a predicted model, not a curated record. The coding region runs from base 507 to 2597 and encodes 696 amino acids. Gene Ontology annotation, molecular function: double-stranded RNA adenosine deaminase activity; tRNA-specific adenosine deaminase activity; double-stranded RNA binding. Gene Ontology annotation, cellular component: nucleolus; cytoplasm. NCBI's taxonomy places the organism in Eukaryota, Metazoa, Chordata, Actinopteri, Perciformes, Anoplopomatidae.